AAAUAGUUAGUUGCUUUUUCCUUAAAAAUUGAGGAAAUCUAUCCCAUGAAAGAAAUAACCUGAAAGAAAUACCAAAAUUAUUUGUAAAUUCAAAUAGUACAAAUAUUGUGUAAUAUUUUAUGUAAGUCUAAAAGUUGUUUGUAAAUUCAAAUAGUACAAAUAUUAUGUAAUAGUAAAAAUAUUUUAUGUAAGUCUAUUAAGAAAUAUUGGGCUAUGUUUAUAAGUAUUACCUGAAGCAAAAGUUGUUUGUAAAUUCAAAUAGUACAAAUAUUAAUAUUUUAUGUAAAUCUAUGAAGCAAUAUUGCUACAUCUCUGUUUAAAAAUAUUAUCCGUUUAAUAUUAAAUAACAAAGACAAAAUGAUAUGUAGAAGGUAAUGUUUUUGAAUAUAGCUCUAUAUAAUCAAUAAUAUCAAAUAGAAGAUUAAUGAAAUUAGAGUUUUAUAUGCAGAAUUUAUUCCAUUGUGAUAACAAUAACUUAAAUGUGUGAUAAUAAACCUGCCAGAUAAUACAUCAAAUAAAGCAUAAGUUAAAGCAAGUUAUAACAAUAAUUAACAAGGAUAAAUGGCAGACGGGGAGGUACGGGUGCGUACUUUGGCUACAUUCAAUACAGAAUAUCCAGCUGAUACAAUAGAAUGGUGCCCUGUAGAGCCAUUUCGAAAUAUAUUAGCAUGUGGGACAUAUAAAUUAGACAAAAGUAUACAGGACACGAGUUCGAGAGCAUACAAACAGGGACGAAUUUACUUGCUUCGUGUGAUAGAUGGUGGAAAAUUAGAAUUGUUGCAAACAUUGCAUACCGCAGCCGUGUUGGACAUGAGAUGGUUACAAGUCGUAGAUUCCAUAGAGAGUCGAACAUUGCUUGCCGUCGCCGAUUCCGCUGGAUAUUUAAUAAUUUAUCAGCUGAACAGUGAGGGAAGUCAACCGGAAUUGAAGUUUAUUACCAAAUCGAAAGUCAGUGACAAUGAAAAUGUCAUGGCAUUAUCUUUGGAUUGGUCGACAGAAAAAUAUUCCACUUCCAAUCCUCUGUUCAGUCCACAUAUUAUUGUAAGCGAUACUGCAGGACAAGUCUCUCAUUUUACAUGGCGCGAUACAGGUGACCUAAUGAAAAAUUUCACAUGGCCUGCACAUGAAUUCCAGGCAUGGAUUGCUGCCUACGAUUAUGACUGUAGCAAUCUUUUUUAUACCGGAGGUGAUGAUAGCAAGUUUUUAGGAUUCGAUACCAGGACAAAAUUAAGUACACCCACAUUUUGUAAAAAAGAUCAUACUGCCGGAGUCACUAGCAUCCAUAACAAUGUUAAUAAACCAUUUUUGCUUGCGACUGGAAGUUAUGAUCACAUAAUGAGGCUGUGGGACAAGAGGUAUUUCAUGCAACCAAUAUCGACGGUGAAUCUCAAAGGUGGAAUUUGGCGAUUGAAAUGGGAUCCGUUUACUCGGCAAUAUCUACUCGCUGCAUGUAUGUACAACGGAUUCAAGAUAGUUCUUAAUGACAUGCUAUUAUCCGUCGUUGCCGAAUACAACGAGCACCAAAGUAUAGCAUAUGGUUGCGACUGGUCAUUCCUGAAACAACAAGAUGUCUUGAAUCUAAAUAUACCUGAUGGAGAAACCUUGAUAAGUACUUGUUCCUAUGAAGAUUGUAGCCUCAAGAUAUCCGUGGUCAACUUCUGGCCAGGAAAAUGGGAUAUUGAACAAUACGAUUCUACUUACCGGUAAUGAUUUAGACGAAAAUAGAUAAAACAAUCAUAUUUUCAAAUAUGACUGUUUUCAAAUAUGAUGUGGUAACGAAACUUAGAAAAUUAAUAUACGAAAUGCCAAUUUACACAAUUUGCAUUAUAUAAAAAUUUAUAUAAAAAUUUGAAUGACAAUAUUUGUAUCAAAUUGUAGCAAAAUAAUUAUAUUUAUAAAUUGAAUUUUUUUUUACAUUUUUUCUUUUAAUAAAUUCAAUUAAUUUUUUUA
Molecule: messenger RNA, 1950 nt
Organism: Pogonomyrmex barbatus (red harvester ant)
Lineage: Eukaryota; Metazoa; Arthropoda; Insecta; Hymenoptera; Formicidae
Product: diphthine methyltransferase
Biological process (GO): protein histidyl modification to diphthamide
Cellular component (GO): cytoplasm
Molecular function (GO): protein binding; diphthine methylesterase activity
Source: RefSeq, a predicted model, not a curated record